GAUAAAGCUGAGAGGUACCUCUGAGUUUUUCAGUCUCACCUGGAGUAGCAGUUGGCUGGGUUUUCAAAGGAAUUUGAAGGCUGAAAUUCCUUUAUAUGAGCAUAGUGACUGACAUGGCAGAAAUACUCAAGCCGUCAUUGAUUUACAAUGUAUGGAACACUGUGCAACCAAAGCAGUAUUUCCCAUCAGUAGGUGACAUGGUACAAAAAUUCAGGCCCACCACGAUUCUUGAUGCAUGCAGUAGUGCACUACCAAACCAGUAUUUGUCAUCAGUGGGUGACAUGGUACAAAAACUCAGGCCCGCCGCAAUUCUUGAUGCAUGCAGUAGUGCACUACCAAACCAGUAUUUGUCAUCAGUGACUGACAUGGCACGAAAGCUCCAUCCCUCUGUGAUUUAUGAAGAUUGGAGUGGUGUGCUAACAAACCUCUUUUUCCCAUCAGUGACUAAAAUGGCAGAUAAACUCGUGACCUCAUGGACUGAUUAUCUGCUCAGACACGGACUAAUACAUCAGUUUUUCCCAUCAGGUCCUGAAGAGGAGGAGCUUGAACCAGCCCUGGGGCCCUUUCUUACUGAACUAGAUUAUCACCAACUGAAGACUGAAUUAGAGUUUGUGAAACUGCAACGCUACAAAGUUGAUGUCACCCUGGAUGCUGACACAGCUCAUCCAAGGCUGGAGGUGUCUGAAGAUGGGAAGAGUGUGACAGACACUGGCACUAUCAGAAAUGUGCCCAGGACAGAGAAGAGAUUUGAUUCCCACACUUUCCUUUUGGCCAAGGAAGGAUACACAUCUGGGAAACGCUAUUGGGAAGUGGAUGUUGGAAAGAGAAGAAACUGGGAUGUGGGCAUUGCCCGGGAGCCUGUGGCUCGCAAAGGGACACUGACUCUGUCUCCUAAGAAUGGCUUCUGGGUCAUAGGGUUAGCAGAUGGGCGAGAGUAUUGGGCCCGCACAGAGCCUUGGACCCGUUUGGCUGUGAGUGGGAAACCACAAAAGAUUGGGAUCUUCCUGGACACCACAGCCAAGCGGCUGUCUUUUUAUAAUGUCAGCAAGAAGACAGCUGUGUACACUUUCAGCCUUGGUGGAGACAGCAGCCAGGAAGGGAAGUUCUUUCCCUUCUUCUCAACAGGGUCCAUUUCUGCAAAGCCUGACACAGAGGCACUGAAAAUAGUCCAGGGCUUUGAUGAUGAUAAUGAGUGAAUAGAUGACUGAAAUUCAGACCCAGUGAUGAGACUGCACUGUUGUCAGACAGCCCUCUCUUUUGUGCCUCCCAAUCAGAGCUGAACUGCUAAUAUUUGUACCAGAAGCUCCCAUCACUGCUUGCUAAUCCUUCAAUGAGCCAGUGAAGGAGAAACCCUUGAGGUCAGGGUCACAUGCAGCGUGCAGAGAGAACCUUCAGUUGUAUUUAAACACUUGUGCGAGACAGUGAAAUGUCUCCUCAGGGCAGGAGGUGAAAGAAUUUGCUUAAUAGUGCAGAGCGUCUUUCGUCUUGAGUCCUUGCCGGUAUGCCUUUUUCCCACAUCAGUCUCUCAAAAUGGAACUAAAUAUCAAUGAGGUGUAUUUGCCCCCAAACAGAGCACUGUUAUGGGAUGGGAAAACUUUCUGAUGCCCUUAAACACACUUCUCCGGAACACCUCAGACUUGGAGGUCUAAAUGUUCAUCAGUCAUGUCAGGUCCCUUCUACGGCAGUUCAGAGAAGCAGGCACCUUUGGAAGGCAGUUUACCUGACCUGUCUUCCAUGACACUUCUGGACUUGCAGAAAUUGCCUUCUGACUGUUCCCAUUUCUCCAGAGGCCUCAUGGGGCAAUGAGGGUGAGUCGGUAACUUAGAGAUCUACAUUGAGAAAAAUUGAGAUUUUGUUCACUGCUUUAUUAAUCAAUUAGAUUAACUUUUAUCUGCGGCUACAGAGUGUAGACCAAUUGGGCACUCACAGUUCCUCCUCUUGAAGCUUUGCACAAAAUAGUUGAGUGUUCAUUUGAACAUGGUGUGGAAGCCAGUCCUAUCCUUCUCAUUGGGGAAUGUAGCCUUAACAAUGUGCAAAGGGAUUUACAGUGAUUGAGUGUCCUGCCCUUCCUAGCGAGUGUGGACUGGCUUAAUUCACCUAUCAAAAUCAAGGUAGCUUAGCUUCCCGCUUCGGUUAGUGCACUCUAGACCACUCCUGUCUUCCUGCCAUUUCUGUCUGCAUGUUCUCACUCACUUGACUAGUGCUCUCCUUUCUGAAAUAGCGCUGAGAUCCUGACCACAAGAGACCAAGCCUUCAGAGUUAUUUUCCACAGUCCCUGAACUGGAAAAAAAUAGCUUUACUGCUCCAAUUCCCAGCCUCUAAUUCUACCCUGAGGCUACACGGAUCCACCUCAAAGCUAUGUGACCUCUUGCUCAGAGGCCUUCCAGGUGUCAAUGCAGUGUUAACAAUUUUUUUGCAUAGGGGUGAGAGAUGGGAGAGACUACAGUAGUCCUGCUUGUACCUUUGGACACACUUGAAAGUGAGAGGAGACCCAUGCAAGACUGCAGGACAUUUGGAUACAUUCUCAAGAAUGUUGUCAUUUUCUAAUGCCCACACAAGUCUCUCUUGUACGGUUUUCCAAACAGUCCCUGGCAGAAUGAGAGCAGCUUUCCUUUCCUCUCUGUUGGCGGCUGCUGCUGGUAAGACAACAGAUAGCAAUGCACUGGCAAUACCAUGAUCAACUGAGGCACCACCAGAUGCCCAAUCAAAUGCCAGAACACUGGAGGUGGGCUCCUUUUCUCAAACCUAAUUCCCAGCAGAAAGUGAAGGCAAAGUGGCCAGAGAUCACCUGUCCCAUUAAACAUUGCAAAUCCCACUAUCCUCAUGAAGUUGAAAACCAGUAUUUCAAUAAAAGCUCAGCUUUUUCAGUAGGCAAUCCUCCAAUCAUGAAAUCACUUCAGAAGUACUCAAAUGAAGACACACACACACACACAGCAAUAAGGGUAAGCAAAGAGCCGAAGAGUGUGGAAAUGAAAAUUUUGAGAAGCAUUUGAAGAAAACUUUUGACAAAAAACUUAGAGGAUACAGAUAGCAAACCAAACACAAAAACUCAUUUCCUUUUAGCUUAUAAGAUGUGGUUUAUGCCUAUAGCUAAUUGCACAAAUCCAAGUAUAAUCUUCGUAUAUAAUUUCAUGUAAUGUGGAUUUUACACAAGAAUAAAUGUUUUUUCUCUUUGUUGCUGUUUGCAAA
This is a messenger RNA of Dromaius novaehollandiae (emu), 3189 nucleotides long. RefSeq names its product E3 ubiquitin-protein ligase TRIM39-like. Gene Ontology annotation, molecular function: protein binding; ubiquitin protein ligase activity. The transcript is spliced from 11 exons. Gene Ontology annotation, biological process: protein ubiquitination. The record is from RefSeq and is a predicted model, not a curated record. NCBI's taxonomy places the organism in Eukaryota, Metazoa, Chordata, Aves, Casuariiformes, Dromaiidae. Gene Ontology annotation, cellular component: cytoplasm. Bases 96 to 1196 code for a protein of 366 amino acids.